Molecule: messenger RNA, 2172 nt
Organism: Phytophthora nicotianae INRA-310
Lineage: Eukaryota; Oomycota; Peronosporomycetes; Peronosporales; Peronosporaceae
Exons: 5
Coding region: 1-2172 (723 amino acids)
Molecular function (GO): calcium ion binding
Source: RefSeq, a predicted model, not a curated record
AUGGAAGAUCAUCAGCAGCGCCCACCAUCAGCGAACCCAGCCUCCGCGCUGGAAAACUUGGAUGUUUCGACAAUUGUGCCCGAGAGCGUCCUCAGCCCCGAAGAAAUCCGGUUGUUAAAGCACAAGUUCGCCAAUUGCAACACUGCGGCUGACAAUACGAAAGUUCGUGCUGCACUUGCACGACUACCUGCAGCUCGUGCCUGCAAACUAUUUCGAGAAGACUAUCCGUCGCUGUCGGAGUGGGAAAUCCAAGCCGUCUUCACUAAGUAUGACGUCAAUGGGGACGGUCAUCUCUCUUGGAAGGAAUACUUGCAGACUCGUGCUUACUACCGCAUGCUGCUUGAAGAGAGCACUCAGAUGGAGCUACAACGCAUUUUCUCAAUUCUUGACACUGACGCUGAUGGUAUUCUGCUCGCACACGACGUAUUGCAUCGGAUCGAACAGACUGGACUGCACGGUGUUGGAAUACUCAAGCAAGUCAUCACUCAGGCAGUUGAAGCCACCAAAGGAGGCGUAAAAAGCAGACAGUAUUACCACCGCGAAGGCGAAAUCACAUUUGAGCACUUCUCGGCAACGAUCCACGAUGUGAACCGCAAGAUGGAGCAGGGAAUCGCUAUAAAGACUCUUCGUGUGAUUGAUCUGCAGCUGGAACAGCAGCAGCAACAGAUCCACCGCCUACGCAAACCCACAUCAGUCCCUGAUAAUAAACUGGAAGCGCUUCGAAUUGAGAUUGAUGUGCUCACCAAUGAGAUCCGACGAAUGAAGAAGGAGCUCAUCACGGAUAACAAUAACGCACUUGGUGAAGCGUGUGAAAAGCUCAUGGCCACGUAUGAAAACGAGCAGCACGUGUAUGAGUGCCUCAAUAACUUCAUCACAUACUGCAGCCUUCGCGAUGCCACCCUCUUUCGCUACAACUUGGAACGGGAAGGUAAGCGGGUCAAUAUUUUAAAUUCAAUGCUGCUCGCACCGCCCGAAAACCUCAAGGGGAUUCUAGAAACCUUGCUCAUGAACGCAACGCUGCGAAAGCAGUUUGCGUACUAUGCAAUGACAGGGAACGUAACCAAUCUGGUCUGGAUCACACGAACCAACUUCACCAACUUCGUUAAGGACUGCAAACUGGACCUGCUCCCGACGCCGGCGCUUAAGGAUGUAGACAUCACAAACAUUUUCGCAGCGGCUACUGGCACAGGAAAAGCCAUGGAUUUCGCGCAAUUAUUAUCGGCUUGCAUCCUCAUUUUCAAGCGUUCUGAACACUUGCAAGAGCCACUGGCAGACGCUGACGUGCAAAAGUUUGUAGAAGUUCAUGUUAUUCCACGGGCAAAGAUCAUCCGAGUGCAGCAACUAGCUCCAGAUAUCUCACAAAAUCACGUCAUGAAGCUUCUCAAGGAGCAUAUAUGGCAGUUCAAGCAAAUUUUCUCGCAUUUCGGAAUUCAAAGCCUCGCCGAGGUAGAUAGCAAAGUCCGCCUUGACAUGAAGGAAUUCCUUACAUUUGCAAGGGCAUUCAAUAUCGUUCGCUCACCUCCUGAUCGUGAUGGCGACCCCUAUUCGACACCAGAAAUGCCUGGAAACGCUUCCAUUGCCCCCCUCAGCCUCGUUGAUCUUAUUCGUGAGUACUAUGCUGCCAAGCUUGACAUCAGUAUCACAGAUUCCGACCGGAGGGAAGCACCGGAUCUGAGUUUUCGCGAGUUCCUUCGAUGUGUACAGCGAAUUUCAUUGGCCAUGCAUGCCCGCAGCACCAGCAAGCACGGUGCUGCCCGGGCAAACGGUGUGACAACGACAUUGUUUGAAGCAACCAAGGACGAUAGUAGUCGAUCACCCGAAGCAGUAUCAACUCCGCGUACUCCACGAUACCAGCGACGUGGUAACUUGCUGGCAGUGACUUCACCCACAAAAAAUUGCAAGAUCACGAGUACAUCCGUGAUCACACGGCUUCUCCAAACGUCAAGAGCGCUUGUAAUGUGCCAGCUUCAAAAUCAAUUUCAUCAGAUGGGGAACGAGGAGGAUCCACACCAUGAAAAACGUCCAAUGACCGUGAUAUGUCCUCCGAUAAAACCUAAAGCUGCAUCUCCGCUUAAUCCACGUCGGCCAUCAAGCUCUCAUAAAGCACGCCUCCGACCGCUAACAUCCGGUGGACCCCCACGCAUCCGAAUCAUUCUGCGACCAGCUACGUAA